Molecule: messenger RNA, 573 nt
Organism: Trichomonas vaginalis G3
Lineage: Eukaryota; Parabasalia; Trichomonadida; Trichomonadidae
Product: Ankyrin repeat family
Exons: 1
Coding region: 1-573 (190 amino acids)
Cellular component (GO): cytoplasm; nucleus
Molecular function (GO): protein binding
Source: RefSeq, a predicted model, not a curated record
AUGUAUAAUUGUAAACAAGCUGCUGAAGUACUUAUUUCGCAUGGAAUAGAUAUCAAUGCAUCAGAUAUUACUCAUAAAACAGCUCUUCAUUAUGCUGUAUUUAGAAAUUGUCAGGAAACAGCAGAAUUACUUAUUUAUAGUCGUGCAAAUACAAAUAUAAGAGAUAAUUCUGGAAGAAUAGCUCUUCAUAUGGCAGCCAUAUUUGAUUUUAAGAAAAUCGCUGAUCUUCUUGUUUUGAAUUAUUCAGAAAUUGAUAUGAGAGAUAAUAAUGGAAAAACUCCUCUUCAUGUUGCAGCAGAACAUAAUUCUUUUCAAACAGUAAGUUAUCUAAUUUCUCGUGGUGCAAACGUCAAUAAAAUUGAUGAUAACAAAAGAACCCCUCUUCAUUAUGCUGCAGAAAUGGAUAGUUAUGAAGCAGCAAAAAUUCUUCUUACUCAUGGUGCAGAUUCGACAAUAAUUGACAAAGAUGAUCAGUCUCCUCUUGAUGUUGCAGUUUUUUAUGAAAAAGAAAAAACAGCAGAACUUCUUCUUCUUAAUACUGAGACACAAAGCAAUAUACAAGUGAUUAAUUGA